AUGAAAUUUAGGUCUAUACAUAAGUUUCCCAAAGCCAACAUUGGAGACAGUGUGAGAGUCUCUUUACCGGAUGUCGACAGAGGACGAGCAGACCCAAGAAAUAUUAUAUUUGGAGUUGUGUCUAUUGAGGAUGGGCAAUAUUAUAAACUUGGCAAUAAAUAUGGUACUUUGCCACAGUUAUACACCAGAAAUCAAUUUGAUGUUUGUCCUGUGUCUUUAAUACCGCUUGAUGAGGUGGUGCAUGUAGUAAAAUUAUUGAGGGAAAUUGGGAGUCAAAUGUCAGAUGGUGGUGGUCAAGGAUAUAAAAGGUGUUCAUGUAAGCGGAAAUGUGACACCAAUCGAUGUAAAUGGAAAUCAUCUAGCAAUUUGUGCAAAUCAAAAUGUCAUGGAAGCAUGCCAUGUAAUAAUAAAGGAUAA
Molecule: messenger RNA, 417 nt
Organism: Macrosiphum euphorbiae (potato aphid)
Lineage: Eukaryota; Metazoa; Arthropoda; Insecta; Hemiptera; Aphididae
Source: the annotation of a GenBank genome assembly